Messenger RNA from Plasmodium knowlesi strain H, 2775 nucleotides. Its product is annotated as zinc finger protein, putative. Lineage: Eukaryota; Apicomplexa; Aconoidasida; Haemosporida; Plasmodiidae. The record is from RefSeq and is a predicted model, not a curated record. The transcript has a single exon. Gene Ontology annotation, molecular function: mRNA binding; metal ion binding. The coding region runs from base 1 to 2775 and encodes 924 amino acids.
AUGAAGAUGUCAGUAACCCUCCGUCAACAUUUUUGGAAGACGAAGCUGUGCCCCCUGCAUAUGGAAAACAGGUGUAAGGAAGGAAGCAACUGUGACUAUGCUCAUUCGAUUGAAGAUUUGCGGUCAAUUCCAGAUUUGAAAAGAACCAAGUUAUGCUACAAACUGCUAAAAGGAGAAAAAUGUUUUAAUAAAAAAUGUAAUUAUGCCCAUAACCAGGAGGAAUUGAAAUCUGCGCAGAAUUUAUUUGCGUACAAAUCUUCCAUGUGUAAGUUUGUUGCAAAUAAGACUUGCUUGAACGGAUCAACGUGUCGUUUUGCACACACCAUUGAUGAAUUGAGGGUGCCAAGAAUACCAGAAAUUUUGCUAGAAAAAACCAAUGUGGAAAGAGCAGAAGGGGUGGACGGAGAAACCGACUUCAUGCUGCUCGAAAGUGGAGGAAAUAUUAUAUGUGAAGCGAGCGGUGAUGUGAACUGCACAAGGAAAGACAAUGCGGGGGGUGCCGGCAAAGAAGGUUUGGUAAUCGACAUGGAAAAUAACUUCACUGGCAGCUUGGCAAAAAGCUUCAACAAAAAUGGCAGCAGAAAUGGUAACAAAAAUGGCAACAGGAAUAGUCACCAUAAUGACCUCCACAAUGGCAACAGAAGCUUCACCCAAAGCUUUGACCUGAUGCUGAGCAGCUUCAACUCGAUGCAGAUAACUCAGAACGAACAUGUGCACAACAGCACGAAUGGCGGCUUAGGUCAGAACAGAAAUAACGGAGCAAAUCAUCACAGAGAGGAAAGGAAAAGACGCGAUAGAAACAGAAAUAGGAAUAAAGAAAAACAGUUAAAGUUAAAAAUGAAGAAUUCAAAUUACGUAAAAAAGUACGAAGACGACAGUACAAACAAUAACAAAGCAGUGAUGAAUAGCUUCGCUUCAUCUUGCAAUAAAAAAAAGUACGCCGAGGAGAGGGACAAAUUUUACGACAGCAACACAACGAUAUCAUCAAGUCUGAACUGCGCAGAGGAGGGAAAGAAGGACCAAAUGAAUACUGAGGCCUGUGUGAGUAACACGUUUGAGAAGGUUGACAUGAAUGAGUGCUAUGUAAAAACGGAGGAGAGCAUCGGAGAGGGCUCACGCGAGGAAGCAGAGAAGGGUGUAGAGGGGGGUGACACCGGAAGCGCGACCAGAAGCGCAGUCGACAGUGCAGUGGAGGGUACAGUCGAAGGUGCAGAUAGAACAGCAAGCGGAAAAGCAGAAAGUGACGCAGAGCGCAACAGAGAAACCAGCACGGAAAGCCUUGUUGAACCACUCGAUAACCAAAGCAAAGUUAAAAGGAAAAGGGAUCCGAAUAAUCACCCCAAGUGUGACAUCGCCAGUGGCAGCGCAGAACAACAGAUCAACAACCAACACAUAAUGAAUGGCCAAACGGAUGGAGCAAAUUAUAUGAACUACAACUACGACUAUAACAGUUAUCUAAACCCAGUAGUCUACAACAAAAUGAUACAAAUGAAGUACAAUACAUAUAAUCCCUAUUUUAAUUAUAACCAAGCAAAUAAUAUUGCAUGCAAAUAUGAUGGUAGUGCCAUGCCUAGUCCUUACCCACCUUUUGCCAAGCCGAACGAAUUUUAUAUGUACGAUCAUCAAAGUAAUGUGCCCCAUAUGUCACCAAAUUAUUAUGGCAAUUGUUUAUAUUUUUACGCAAAUCCCUAUAGUUAUGGGCAGUGUGCUAUGGUGAAUAAAAUGAAGGGUGAUCAUAACGGGGCUCGGGAAAAUGUCAGUUACACAGGGGAUCAGGCGAAGGUCCCUGUUAAGAGUACAAGGGAACCAUUGGCAUUUAACGAGAGUGAUGAUAGUCAAGUAAAUGCGAAUAUUCAGGGAGAGCAGAAUGACCCAGGGGAGCAAACUUCAUCGGAGGAAUUUACUCCAUCCGAAAAGUUAGCCCCAACGGAGAACGUGGCAGACGCGGAGGAGUCCCUAAGUGAUAGGCAGAAGGUCAAAAACGAGAUUAGGAGCGACGGAGGGGAAGAAGCUUCAGAUGAAGCAGAUCGGCUAGACGGACAGCAGGAAGGAAUUACCGAUGGGGAAAAUACACAGGUAGAAGAAAACAAGCUCGGGAAAAUAAAAAAACAUAAGGGGCACACAAAUCAGUGCAACGUUACAGAAUUGAAAGCAAAAAGUGAAUACGAAGAUGCACAUAUGAACAAGAGCGUACGAACUGAUUAUAGUAAAAAAGGCAACAACUGCUUGGUGGGAACAAACGAAUGGAACAAAUGUCCAAGUGGGAACUUCACAGAAGAGCGAAUGAAACAGGCAAAGGGAAACACCAAGCAGAAGAAAAAAAAACUAUCCAAGUUACUUUCGCUAAACAGUGCAAAGAAGGGCUACAACAGAGACCUCUGCGUAAGUAAUGAGAACACCAUUGGGGGAAGGACAAAUGGAAGCAACAAACACACCGAGAGCGCCAUGUAUGGUAAUAGUGGAAACCUUGGUGACACCACCAGUGUUAUGAAAUAUCCUAAGAAUACAGAGCUUCAAUAUAAUGGUCAGGUGAAUCCCUCUUCUGUGUACAGCUACAUAUUACACGCAAACAAUGCAGAGAGUGCAAACUACGAGAAAAGGUUUAUGAAGCCGCCCCCAAAUGACAUGGACCUGUAUAUGAACAACCACUAUCACAUGAACCAGAUGGCGAACGAGCAGAUGAUGUUUAAUUUAAGCGCUCGGAACUAUGGUUAUUAUUACUACCCCUACGCGCCUCCCUCAGCAACCUACACUGAUGAGGUUUACUUAAAUUAG